GGGAAGCGAAGGGACGCGCGGGCGGCCGCACCAGCCGCUGCUCACCGGGGACGGUCGCUGUCGCCCUUUCAGCUGCGCAAGAGAGCUUUUUGACGCCCGAAAAUGCAACAGCAACAACAGCAACGUCGGAUGUUCACAGCUGCCCUCCUGGCACUUGUUUUCAUUCUGGCAGCUGUGAGUACCACCGAGGCCGGCAAAAAAGAGAAACCGGAGAAAAAGGCGAAGAAGUCUGACUGUGGGGAAUGGCAGUGGAGUGUCUGUGUCCCCACCAAUGGUGACUGUGGUCUGGGGACACGUGAGGGCACUCGCACUGGAGCUGAGUGCAAACAAACCACCAAGACUCAGAAGUGUAAGAUUCCCUGCAACUGGAAGAAGCAAUUUGGAGCGGAGUGCAAAUACCAGUUCCAGGCCUGGGGAGAAUGUGACUUGAAUACGGCCCUGAAGACUCGAACUGGAAACCUAAAGAGAGCCCUUCACAAUGCUGACUGCCAGAAGACUGUCACAAUCUCAAAGCCCUGUGGGAAGCUUACCAAACCCAAACCUCAAGAAUCCAAGAAGAAGAAAAAGGAAGGCAAGAAACAAGAGAAGAUGCUGGAUUAAUGGAGUCAACUUGGGCAAUUUGAGAAAGGGACAUCAGCAAACAUGAUCAGUUAACAGUUUCAUUUAUACCUAGGCAUUUUAUCCUAAAAUUAUUUAUAGCUUAAUGGUACCAUAGAAGGAAACAAGCAAACACA
Messenger RNA from Manacus vitellinus (golden-collared manakin), 734 nucleotides. It is a transcript of the gene PTN, whose product is annotated as pleiotrophin. Bases 103 to 600 code for a protein of 165 amino acids. Gene Ontology annotation, molecular function: growth factor activity. The transcript is spliced from 5 exons. Lineage: Eukaryota; Metazoa; Chordata; Aves; Passeriformes; Pipridae. The record is from RefSeq and is a predicted model, not a curated record.